This is a messenger RNA of Branchiostoma floridae (Florida lancelet), 3088 nucleotides long. RefSeq names its product nucleolar GTP-binding protein 1-like. The record is from RefSeq and is a predicted model, not a curated record. Gene Ontology annotation, biological process: ribosomal large subunit biogenesis. The transcript has 19 exons. Gene Ontology annotation, molecular function: GTPase activity; GTP binding; RNA binding. Gene Ontology annotation, cellular component: nucleolus. Bases 35 to 1951 code for a protein of 638 amino acids. NCBI's taxonomy places the organism in Eukaryota, Metazoa, Chordata, Leptocardii, Amphioxiformes, Branchiostomatidae.
CGUUCUUUCGCCGUCAUUUCAGGGAGACGACGAAAUGGCUGCUUCGUACAAUUUCAAGAAGAUCACGGUGGUUCCGUCGGCUACGGAUUUUGUGGACAUAGUCCUGUCCAAGACUCAGCGAAAGACGCCGACAGUCAUCCACAAGCAGUAUGCCAUCGCUCGGAUUCGCCAGUUCUACAUGCGCAAAGUCCGCUACACGCAGCAGAACUAUCACGACAAACUCUCCCAGAUCCUGGAUGACUUUCCCAAGCUUGAGGAUAUCCACCCGUUCUAUGCAGACCUGAUGAACGUGCUGUAUGACAAGGAUCACUACAAACUGGCCCUGGGACAGAUCAACAUGGCCAGGCAUCUCAUAGACAAUGUUGCCAAAGACUAUGUGCGACUCCUGAAGUACGGAGACUCCCUGUACCGGUGUAAGACCCUGAAGCGUGCUGCCCUGGGGAGGAUGUGUACUGUCAUGAAGAGGCAGAAACAGAGUCUGGAGUAUCUAGAACAAGUGCGUCAGCAUUUGUCCCGUCUUCCCACAAUUGACCCCAACACCAGGACUCUCCUCAUCUGUGGUUUCCCCAACGUUGGGAAGUCGAGUUUCAUUAACACCAUCACCAGGGCAGAUGUGGAGGUCCAGCCGUACGCUUUCACCACCAAGUCUCUGUAUGUGGGACACACCGACUACAGGUACCUCCGCUGGCAGGUGAUCGACACCCCAGGAAUCCUGGACCACUCCCUGGAGGAGAGGAACACUAUAGAGAUGCAGGCCAUCACUGCACUGGCACAUCUCAGGGCUGCUGUACUGUAUGUCAUGGACAUCUCUGAACAAUGUGGGCACAACCUGCACCAACAGGUGGAACUUUUUAACAACAUCAAACCACUGUUUGCCAACAAGCCUCUGAUGAUCGUUACCAACAAGAUCGAUGUCAUCAGACGAGAGGAGCUCAGCGAAGAGAAUGAGGCCCUCCUGGCAGACUUGGAGAAGGAAGGCAUCCCUAUAGUUCCCAUGAGCACUCUGUCUGGGGAAGGGGUCAUGGAGGUCAAGAACAAGGCCUGUGACCAGCUGCUUGCCUACAGAGUGGAGAACAAGAUGAGAAGUAAGAAGGUGAACUCUGUCCUGAACCGCCUGCACCUGUCAGUACCGCAGCAGAGAGACGAGAAAGUGCGCCCGCCCUGUAUCCCCGAGGCCGUCCUACAGCGCAAGGCUGCCAUGGAUACCGACAAACCCAAGAAGAAAACGGAAAGAGACCUGGAACUGGAGUUGGAAGAAGACUAUGUCUUUGAUAUGAAGAAACGCUAUGAUCUCAAGAACGCAGAAGAUAAAUAUGACCCCAUCCCUGAGUUGUGGGAAGGGAAGAACGUUGCUGACUACAUCGAUGCUGACAUCAUGAAGAAACUGGAAGAUCUUGAGAAGGAAGAGGAGAUGAGAGAGGCAGCGGGAGAAUAUGACUCUGAUAUGUCAGAUGAAGAUGAAGAGACGAGAGAGAUCAGGAGCAUGGCAGCCAAAAUUCGUAAGAAGAAGAAGCUGAUCAAGAUGGAGUCAGAUGUACGCAGGAAGGUGCAGAAACCAACUCUGCCCAGGGUGGCCAGGAAGGACUACAAUGCAAGUGAGUUCAAGUCACAGAUGGAAGAACUAGGGGUGGACAUGGCAGACAAGGACAAUGCCCACUUCAAGCGAGCCCGCAGUAAGACUCCCACAGGCUUGAAGAGGAAACGUGAAGCCUCAACGGAGGCUGGGAGCCGGGCUAGGAGCAGGAGCGUUCCUGCUGGGAAGGUACCCAGAGACCAGUCUGGAAUCAGGGAUCCACAGACUCAACAGAAGGUCAAGGUGAUCGCUAAGAACGCCCAGAAGAAGAUGAACCAGUUUGGGAAGGCUGGCGAGUCCGACCGGUUCAUCGGAACCAAGAUGCCCAAACAUCUGUUUGCCGGGAAAAGGAAGCAGGGCAAGACACAGAGGAGAUAAUAACAUCAUGAACCCUACACAGGCUUUUAGCCAGGCAUGCGUCCAGGCAUCAUUUGGACAUGAUUUUCUUAUAAUAAGAUAUUGGACGCCCUUACACUGAGGAGCAAAUCCUUUGAAAAGCAUGAAAUACUGAUUGACCAGGAAUGCCACAAGGACAUUUUUGGUCAAUCUUCUACUGUGACCUGUUUCACAGUAAUUUUGCCCCUUAGGAUAUCUUAGAAUGCACCAUUUAACUUGAAAUUCUCAAAAACUCUGCACUAUGGAAGGUGGAUGCCUUCAGACCCUACAAUACUGGUGCCUAUAUCACUUACUGUGACUCACUAAGAAAUUUGAACUCCCCAUAAUAGAAUCUUAGCUAAAAGCCUGACUCUACAUGUACAUGGAUCUCAAAGAUACUGGACAGACUCUGCAUUUGAGAUGGAGAAUAUACAGAGUAUGUUAAAAAGAUUCAAGAAUCUUCAUACUGUAAUUUUGAGAAUGUAAAAAUGAAGACAUUUUGGUUUGAGUUGAAGAAAAUGAGUCCAUUGUUUUGGAUAUUUUCAUAAUGUUCUUCAUAAUAAUACCAAUAUCAACCUAUAAUUUAUAACUUGAGCUUUGAACCAAGAGGAAACUAAGACUGACAGAAUUGUGUCUUAUUUGUUAAGUUUGGUAUUAAAAGAAAAAGAAGAGAAAAUUGCAGAGUAAAAAUUUCCUGUUAAAAUCUGUUUACAUCUUGAGAAGGGUAACAUUAGUGAAAGUCAUUAUUAAACUUUACUAAUGACAGCCAUAAUGUUGACCUACAAAUACAUACUACCAUUUAGAAAAGAUAUUUUGUGCUUAUAUAACUUAAUAUAAUGCAAAAUGUGUCUAAAGAUGUUCUAAGAAAUAAGGCUUGAAUGCACAUGUACAUGUCAUAAUGGACUAGAUAGGAUUGCUAUAACCCAUGAAAUAUCAAGAAGAACGUACAUUGUUCUCAAUAUGCACAAUAUAGACUUAAGCAUGGAUUAUAUACUAACAAAAAGUUGUGAUGGCCUUGUAUAAAAUGAUUUUCCCUGUUUUUGUCUGUCAGGGAUUGUGACAGUGGUGCCAUGCACCAUUGAUAGCUGUUGUUGGCAUUAUGGUAGCAUCCUAAAUAAAAAGUAUUAGUAUUUACAUGUA